AUGUAUGUCGUGGGCAGCUUGCAGCUGUGCGUGAUACCCGAGUUCGCCAUCUGCGGACAGCGCCUGUCUUGGGCAGCUUGCCUCUGUUUGGGCGCGUGCGGUGGCACGUUCAUUCGAUUGGUUUGGAUCGCUUUUUUGACGCGGCCAUUGUUUUCCCCCGACGUCUCGUCGCCAUGGCUGACGCACGACUGGUCCGACGUGCGGUGGGAGUUUGACCUCAGACAGGCCGUCGGUGCAGCUGCCAGCAGCCUCGUGUCGCGGCUCUCAGCGGUGCUCCUGCUGUCAGUCUUCUACUCUCACUCGCCGCGCGCGGAUUGUGCGCCGCACCAGCAGGACACAUGCUCAUGCAAACAGUGCGAGAACUUGGUUGCGCCGCUUAGUGGCGGCGCUGCUUUAGAGGAAGCGGCAGCGUGGGAAGCACAGCAGAUGGAGGCGGCGCGGCAUGCCAAGGAGCUGCAAUCGCAGUACUGGGGGCGGCAGCGCCAGCAACGAGCAAGGAGAGACUGGCGGAGGUUGAGCGGCUGA
Molecule: messenger RNA, 525 nt
Organism: Emiliania huxleyi CCMP1516
Lineage: Eukaryota; Haptophyta; Isochrysidales; Noelaerhabdaceae
Exons: 4
Coding region: 1-525 (174 amino acids)
Source: RefSeq, a predicted model, not a curated record